GUAGAGAGGUUGGUUCUAUAACUGUAAAAGAUUAACAAAAUUUAUCCAUCAAAAUCUUUAUUAAAUAAUCUCUAUCUAAUAAUCAUAAUAUUGUAUUAUAUCGCUGAAACAAAUUCUUAUAUUCUCUGUUAACUAAUAUUUAAAAAAAAAUUAAUCUGCUUGCACAAUCUUUGAUGAAUUUUGUAGCCUGAUAAAAACUCUUCAAAUGGGCCCUACUGUUAUAAAUAAAACAACUUUGUAAACAUAUAUGUUGAUUAAUUAAAUGUAUAUGGCUUUGCAGUGUAUGAAGAGUGUUACUUGUUGGUCUGUCACUUUAUUUAAUAUUAGAACGUGUAUCAAUGAUUGGGCCUUCACAACUUUAAAAGUAACUAGUGUAGGGAUGACCAAACUCAAACUGCUUAUUUAAGAAGUCAGAUUUUCCUUUCUUUAACUUUAAAGUUUUAGUAGGCAGUAUGAAUAUAUAAUGAUGAACAUUUUUACACUCUCGUUAUGUUGUGACUUAUAUUUUCUUAUUUCAGCCUGUAAACCAUGGCUCCUAAGAGAAAUAACAUAGUUCCCAAUGGCCAUUUCCAUAAGGAUUGGCAGAGUAUGGUUAAAACUUGGUUUAACCAGCCAAUGAGAAAAAAACGCAGGAGGGCUGCUCGUGCUGCCAAGGCCGCUGCUAUUGCUCCAAGGCCUGUUGCUGGUCUCCUGAGACCCAUCGUUCGCUGUCCAACAUUCAAAUACAAUACCAAGCUCAGACUAGGACGUGGUUUCACCCUGGAUGAACUUAAGGUAAGUUUAUUUAUCAUAAAUUUGUUAGGGCUAGUUUGGGCAAAAUUAUGGAUCUUGGGUACAGAGAUGCCAAGUAGAACAAUUAUUUUUUUAACAAUUUUCCCUCACAUUGCUUCAACCUGAACGCAGUCCUCCCCAUGUUAUAUGACUGCCAUAAUAAUGCCAGACCUGUUUACUCUUACGAUUUUGGCGUACAAUGUAUGAUUUUUAGGUGUAUAGGUUGUAUAUGCUGUUUAUUUUUUUAUAUAAAUAUAACGUAUUGAACGAUUUUGUGAUGAUAUUAUACGCUUUUAAGAGUUUGAGGGUAAACAGGUCUGUAAUGCUCAGCAAGGAUAUAUGGCUUACUGGUUGCAUUAAAUUUGCUAAGUAACCUAGCAACUUAUAUAUGUGACAAGAAGAGGUGAUGAGCUGUGUAAACCCCUCUACUCUCGCAGCACAGGGUCAAAGAAGGAAAAUGAUUAUUGAAUCCCAUGAUUAUCUUAAGACCUGUUAAAUAAAAAAAAUAAUUUCAAACUUUCAUUAAUUUAUAUUCAAGCUCAAGAGACCAUAACAGUCACUUGGUAUUGGUUUUGUACAAUGCAUGCCCAACUUUACCACAAGGUAAAUGUGCAGUUAUCAGCAUGGGUUUUGCCAAGAGUUGUCUUAAGCACAGUGACGUCACUUGGGGGUAUCCCAACACUGGACCUAGGUUGACAGGACCGAUUGUUGGUCCUGAAGGAUGUGCAUGAAAAUUUUCCUGUUCUUCGCUAAGCAUUUUCUCAUUAUAAACGUAAUCUGACUAGAGAUACAGUUAAUAUGAUAAAUAUUUAAAUGUAAUUUUCCAUUGGUUUUUAUUAAAAUUCUACUUACAAAGUUCAAAAGAAAUGAAAAGACAAAUUCAUCCUUUCCGAUACCCCAAGAUCGACACAGAAAAAAAAGAUGUGCACAUGGACUAAAAGUGCUAUCUUUUGAUUGGUGGAGUGCAUAUCUGCUUUUCGUUUCUGUAAUGUUGUAUUUUAACAGGACAUUUUAGCAUAAUCUUAUGCAGAGGGAGAGCCUCUCCCCUCACUUGCAAUACAAAAAUAAACAAUAUAAUUUCUGAGGAGGGUAAUACAUACACACACCCAGCUUUAACAAAAAUUAAAAGUUUCAAAUAAAUGCAGUACUAAAAUUCGAAUUCUUUUAAAAAACGGAACUAUGGUCGGUAGUUGACCAAGGGGAGCCUCCAUGACCUGUAUACUAUGAAAGACAUCACCAGCCUUGGAGCUAACUGCAUUUUAGCCCCGCACAGCUAGUUUAGAAUUACAAUCACGCAGCUAGGCCAGAUUUAUAAGAAGUAAGCUGGCAGUUCAUGUGUAAGUUUUGUGCCCGACUGCCAAAGCAACUCAUGUGCCAUCGUGAAACUAUUAUUGCUAGUGACCAGGCUUAAAUAGUCUGAAUGUAAGUCAUUUUUUUUUUUUUUAAAUUUUUCCCCCUUGUAUGACUGGCCACAAUUUUUAAUGAUAAUUGGGAGGAGUAUUUGAUCAUUGUUUUGUAAAGCUCGUCCAGGUCUGUUUUAAAAUUGACAGGCAAAUCUUAUGUUCAUUUACGAUCGUUAGACUUGGCUCUUGCGGAGUCAAUUGGUGUUGCCAACUAGAUUAUAUUUAUUUGGAUGUUAGAAUCGAUUUUAAAUGGAGUGGUGCAGUAGGCUAUUUCCAAUUUAUCUGUUUUGGCAGGUGCUUUUACGGUUCUCUCACAUUUAGCUUUUUUUUUAUUCAUUUAUUUAUUUGUUUCAUUUUAGGCUGCUGGUGUUAACAAGAAAACUGCCCGCACCAUUGGCAUCGCUGUUGACUUCAGAAGACGAAACCUUUCUGUUGAGUCUCAGCUUCAAAAUGUUCAGAGAUUGAAGGAGUACAAGUCCAAAUUGGUAGUUUUCCCCCGCAAAGAAGGAAAACCAAGAAAGGGAGAUGCUUCUGUAAGUAUUAUCUAUAUUUUACCUGUAUUUAUACCACAUUCUUGUACAAGUAAUGUCAGAACACCUAUUUAGCUUUAUUCACCCAAUCAUAUGUUUAUUUCAUUUCAAUCAACAUUUUAUUCAGUAAUAGCUUUGGUGAUGCUCUAAACAUCUUAUUUAGCCACUUUACCUAGUUUAAAGGCAUUGAUCUUGCCUGUGAUGCUAGAAAUAAUUUUUUACCUUUUAUAAAGUUAUGCUCCUCCUAGGCAUGUUAAAACUAUACAUCAGUGAUUUCAGGCCUAUCAAAUUAUUGUGUUUUUCUCAAGUGAAACUGCUGUCUUACUUUUACAUUCAUAUGACUCUUUACUUUUCAGCCUGAAGAGUUGAAACUGGUUAAACAACUCACAGGUACAGUUAUUCUACCAAUUCCGAGAACAUUCAAGGCAGAGAAAGCUCGAGUGCCAACAGAAGAUGAGCGUAAACAUAAUGCCUUUGUUGCUCUCCGCCAAGCCAGAAUUACAGCCAAGUUGGUUGGUGUACGAGAAAAGAAGAAGAAGGAGGCUGAGGAAAAAGACAAAUAAAUUUCUUCCCCCAAUCAUUUUCUUGUAAUAAAUUAUUUUGGGAGCCUGUUUGUAUGCUUUUCUUAUUUUCAUUGACUGGGAGAUUGUAUGUACUAAUGUUUCAAGGAGCGGUAGGAUUGUACUUUCAACAUUUUUAUGUGAUUCAUGGGUCAAAAAUAAUGUUUAAGAAAAACUUAGUAACUGGGAGUAGGCUUGCAGUUUCACUAAUUUCGCCAUAAUUACUAUAAGUUAUAAUAGAUUGCAGCACUUCUUAGUGCACACAUAAAGAAGCUUGGCCUGAGCCUGGUACAAGUAAACUGAUAAUCAUUGCCAAAAUGACAGACUAGCUCUCUCCCAAAAGUUUUUGAAUUGAACAGUUUAACAAAUAUAUGAAACAGGUUUCCUGUAAAUUAAUUACUAUUUCAUUCAUUUUCAAUUGCUGAUAUGCUAAGGUUCACCUAAGUUCUAUUUCUAUAAAUGAAAAAAAAAAGUGCUGUCUCCUUAAUGGAAAGGUGAUAUAUAUUUCUAAAUUGUACGUUUUUUUUUAAAUUUGUAAUUGGUUUUAUCC
Molecule: messenger RNA, 3814 nt
Organism: Lymnaea stagnalis (great pond snail)
Lineage: Eukaryota; Metazoa; Mollusca; Gastropoda; Lymnaeidae
Source: the annotation of a GenBank genome assembly